AUGGAAAUUGGAGCCCAGCCCAACAAGGUUACUCUUCGCUUCCAGCUCAAGGAGGCUCAGGACUUGCUGGAGAUUCGAGAUGAGGAGAUGAGAAUCCUCGCCGAUCAGCUCGUCGAUAGAGAGGCCGACGUGGAACAAUUCAAAAUCAAUCUCACCAACACCUUCAAAAUAAAUAAAGGACUUCGAAAUCUGAUUUCGGAUGGGGCCGAGGUUGUAGCCCAUAUGAAGAAGGCUGCGAAGACUGCCGCGAAGAAGGAGAGAAUUAUGAAGAGGAAAUUGGUGGAAGCGGAGGCUGAGGCAACGCUUUUGAAGAAGGAUAAUAGAAAGUUGAAGAAAGAGAAGAAGAGGAUGGAGGAGAAGAUAAGGGAGCUGGAGGAGAAAGUUGCGAGAGGAUCAAUGGAAGGAACGGAGGAUCCCACCAAUGUGCUCCAGUCCAAGGAGAACUCGUUGGCCAAACAGAUGGAAGCCUAA
Messenger RNA from Caenorhabditis remanei, 471 nucleotides. RefSeq lists its product as uncharacterized. NCBI's taxonomy places the organism in Eukaryota, Metazoa, Nematoda, Chromadorea, Rhabditida, Rhabditidae. The coding region runs from base 1 to 471 and encodes 156 amino acids. The transcript has 3 exons. The record is from RefSeq and is a predicted model, not a curated record.